Sinocyclocheilus rhinocerous is the source of this 1905-nucleotide messenger RNA. RefSeq names its product charged multivesicular body protein 2Ba (gene chmp2ba). Lineage: Eukaryota; Metazoa; Chordata; Actinopteri; Cypriniformes; Cyprinidae. Bases 117 to 767 code for a protein of 216 amino acids. Gene Ontology annotation, biological process: vacuolar transport. The record is from RefSeq and is a predicted model, not a curated record. The transcript has 6 exons.
CACAAACAAGGAAAACGAGACCUUUGAGUGGAUCGAUAGACGGUUAGGCUCAGGCAGUUAGCACAGAUAAACUAGGUUUACACUGAAUUAAAGAGAAAAACAACGUCUAAGUUAUCAUGGCAUCUCUGUUUAAAAAGAAGACAGUUGACGAUAUCAUUAAAGAGCAGUCCAAAGAGCUGAGAGGCACCCAGAGACAAAUCACUAGAGACAGAGCUGCCCUGGAGAGACAGGAGAGGCAAAUGGAAAUGGAAAUAAAAAAAAUGGCCAAGACUGGAAACCGAGAAGCCUGCAAGAUACUAGCCAAACAGCUGGUACAGCUCAGAAAACAGAAGAACCGAACCUACGCCGUGAGCUCUAAGGUCACGUCCAUGUCCACGCAGACCAAGGUCAUGAACUCUCAGAUGAAGAUGGCUGGAGCCAUGUCUACCACAGCGAAGACUAUGCAGACUGUCAAUAAAAAAUUGGACCCCAAGAAGACGCUACAGACGAUGCAGGACUUCCAGAAGGAGAACUUAAAAAUAGGAAUGACGGAGGACAUGAUCAACGAUACACUGGAUGAGAUUUUUGAUGAAUCGGGUGAUGAGGAAGAAAGCCAGGACAUCGUGAACCAGGUGCUGGAUGAGAUCGGCAUAGAGAUCUCAGGAAAGAUGGAAAGAGCCCCCUCAGCAGGAAAGAUCCUCCCUGGCGCCUCCCCAGCAAAGUCUAAAGCGGCCACCAUCUCAGACGCCGAGAUCGAGAGACAGCUGAAGGCUCUGGGAAUGGACUAAAUCUCUUCACCCUCCACACAUUUGUACCCACUGCCACCAAAGGACUUCCGAGUGGGAAAAGGGAGUGUCUAAGUAAUAAAUAAAGGAAGAAUGUCAACAAACAUACUCUUAUUGGAGUAUGGCAGUGAGUUACUGGAGGAGAUUCUGUGGUCAGAUAUAUACAGCAGAUUUAGACGUUCUGACAAAAUGCUCUCCAAAUCUGCUGCACAUAUUUAAACGUGAAGGAUGUCAUUUUUGCACCACUAGUGGCUUCAAAUGGAGCAUGAUUGGGUGGGGCGGGGCUAUCUGUUUGGGCGACCAAUAGAAAAUUAGGGGGCGGUGAUAUUGAAAAGUUAAUGGCCAGAAUUGCAUACUUCCCUACUUUAUAGUAUGUAAACAGUAGUAUGUUCAAAUUCACAGUAUUCAUAAAAUAGACUAAAUUUAUCCGGGUGACCUACUACAUUUGUCAAAAUUCUGAAGUGCACAUCUCAUGGACAUUUUACUAUCCCAUUUGGAGUGGAUUUGUGAAUAACAAUGUAGUGGCACAACUGACACUGGUAUGUCGCAUGACAAUGAUAACAUGGUGAAUAUAGUACAUCUGGAUUGCAUUCACACUAUUAGAGCAUACUUUUGUAACAGUGUUUGAUUCAAAAAUUACACACUUUACUUUUAACUUUGAAGGGUGCUAUUACUGUGACCAUGAAUUGUCCUUUAAAUCCUUUAAAUGUACACAAACAUUGGAAGAUUUGGUACUCCAUGGAAUUCCCAUGUAUUAUAGGGCUAAUCGUCUCAUGUCAUGUUAGUUAAAAGAUGCUCAUUUUGUGUAUUUUCAUGUCUUUUUAGGUUAUGUAUGACUUAAGGAAGUAAGUUACGGGAAAACAGUUUUCCUUUGCAGUGAGGUUUGGUAUAAACUCUUGCAUACAUACAAAUCAUAUCUUGCAUGAGAAUCUUUGUCGAUAUGAUAAAGUCUUUACUUAUCAACCUUGAAACAACAGUAGUUGCUGAAAGUCAAAGUCAGUCUGCAGAUUUCAGGCAGUCGGAGUUGACCGAUUUCACAGAAAAUCACAUAGUGUUUGAUGGGCACAGACCACAGCUUUUGAGCUUCAGACCAUGAGUCCAUCCAGUUGGAGGGGAUCAGACAUCGUGUUUGGAUUGUAUU